ACUGCUGAACAAAUCUUCUUUCUUUUAUCCUAGUCUGCGCUGACUAAAGAUUGUCCACGCCGACGGCUAGCUUGUCAAAUCCAAUAUUUUGCUCGCAGGUCGCCCAGGUUCCUUUCCAAAGUGAUAACGUCCCGAGAACUGGAACCAAACAUUACCAUGGAUCAUGCAGAAACGCGUUUCGCCCACUUAAUGAAACCCAUUCUUGACCUCACGAAAAACUGGGAGAUCGACCUGGCCUCACAGCUUGGAGAGUACCUUGAAGAGCUGGACCAGAUGUGCAUCUCAUUCGAUGGAGGGAAAACAAUGAUGAAUUUUGCAGAGGCUGCACUGCUCAUUCAAGGCUCCACAUGCAUAUAUGGCAAGAAGGUGGAGCUCCUGCAUAAUCUAGUAUUCCAAACCCUGGACUACAUCUCUAACAAAGCCAAAAAACGUGACAAACAAACCACAGCAACAGGAGAGAAUGAAAAAGAGAACAUUGUAGCUGGCAUUGAACGAGAUGACAUUGAGUUUGAUUUGGAACAAGAGGAUUCUGAGCAAAGCCGUCAGGUUGUGGAAAUGAAGGAGGACCCAUCUGAAGCUGUGGAGAUUGUGCCCCUCCCUCCCGAGUCUCUGAUCCCUGCUGAGUCUCAUGAGAGGCAGAAGUAUCCUCUUCUCAGUCGGAAAGGUGAGGUGCAAGGCAGCUGUAAGGACGCUCGAAUCAAUAACUUCACCAUGGACGCUUUGGGAAUCGUCAGACUGAACCUGGGGCCAACACGUUCUUACUCUCUGAGGAGAAACACAGAAACUUGGCAGGAUAUCGUCGCUCCUGUCCCCCUGCGUCCCCUCACAGAGGAGAGAGUGGAAGAGGCUGAUGGCUGUGAUAACUUUGUACCAUUGGAGGACAACAUGAUGGACAUGGAACCUGAAGAACAUGUGGAGAGACAGCAGGUUCACGGUGAGAGGAGGAUACUGAGGGAGAGACCCGCUGUGCAGCCUGAGGCUGAGGAGCCCAAGCAACUAAAGGAAACUGUGGACCCAUGGAAGUGGCAUGACCCCUAUACCAGUUUAGGGGAAGAUAAGCCUCUGAAAACAGGGAAGUGCUGCAAAGUCCCAGCUGGUUUGGAGGAGUCUGGAAAAAGGAAAAGGAGAGGUUCCUUCAAACUUGAAGACUUUGGGAGCUGGUGCACUAAUGCUUACGACACCAGAGACCGCAAACUGAAGAAUGGCCCAACCUUUCCUGAUUUGAAUUACAUCUACCUUAGUAAGAUGGGAGAACGGGUGAAAGUCCGGAAGAAAAUUUUGAGGAAAAUGGGAGUGUGUGUCUCUAAUGAGGUGCUGCAGAAGACCUAUGUGGAGUUGGAGAGACAACCUGAGGAUCCAGGGGAAAUCAGACACCCAGAUCCAGAAGUGGAGGACUUUUCAGAUCAGGAGCAUGAGGAUUUGCUUGAUGAGCCAGAGGGUGGUCUGGGAGAACAGGACCUACUGUUCUCUGAUUCCCAGAUGGUCAGAAUCAGUUAUGAAGAUUUGGUCAAGAAGAGUGUGGAGCAGUUCCUGGUCCAGUCUCAGAAGUAUGCCCAGGAGACUGCUCUGUCUCGAAGAGUCAAAGACUGGGAGGACCAGAUCAAUCCUGUUCUCUCAGCUGAGGAGGACCGUGUGACCUUUGACAUCCAUGAUUAUGGGGACAGGAUUGUAAGCUUCUUCGGUGGCAUCGGAGAGAGGCGCUCUUUUGCCUCUAUUGUCAAAGGCAUGGAUAAUCAUGAGGCCUGUCGCUACAUGCUUGCCUCUCUGCAACUUGCUAAUGAUUACACUGUGGAAAUCGACAAGCAGGUGGGUCUGGAGGAGAGCAUAGACACCGUGGGGCUGACAUUACUCAGUAAACACAGAGCACACGAGCGCCUCAAGACCUAUAACGCUGCCUCCAACGAACACUGA
Molecule: messenger RNA, 1911 nt
Organism: Chanos chanos (milkfish)
Lineage: Eukaryota; Metazoa; Chordata; Actinopteri; Gonorynchiformes; Chanidae
Gene: ncaph2
Product: non-SMC condensin II complex, subunit H2
Exons: 20
Coding region: 157-1911 (584 amino acids)
Biological process (GO): meiotic chromosome condensation; mitotic sister chromatid separation
Cellular component (GO): nucleus; condensin complex
Molecular function (GO): chromatin binding
Source: RefSeq, a predicted model, not a curated record